AUGCUAGCAUCGGCAGCUCGGAGCGUAUUGCGACAUAAACCGCUCACCGCAUCUUCGAGAAGGUUUUACUCGGCGUCGGCUACUGCCCUUAACUCGCAUGCUCGAGGCGUUUCGAAGCAGCAACAGCAAGAUCAACCUGUCGCUCGGACGGGCCUAAAGGAUCUGCACCCGCUGCCCAAAGCCAUGCGCGAGCAGCUUGAGAAAGCGGACGCGCCGAAAGAGCCGUAUACACCUACGGGUAACUCGAACGACCCAUCUGUGCAUUCGAGUCGACCCGCUUCACAGCCAGCUGAGCCUGAAGUCGACCCAAGGGUAGCUGCUCCCGGUCUGGUCAAUGGAUCGUCUCGCGUCAAGAAACCGUCUGCUUCCAAUAGCACUUCCACCAAAUCAGCAGCUCGCAAUUUCACUGCAUCUUCUAGAAGCUUUUGCUCGGCUUCGGCUCCUGCGCUCAGCUCGCGAGCUCGAGGCUUUUCGAAGCAGCAGCAGCAACAGCCCGUGGCACGAACGGGCCUCAAGGACUUGCAUCCGCUUCCCGAUUCCAUGCGCGAGCAGCUUGAGAAAGCGGACGCGCCGGAAGAGCCGUAUACACCUACGGGAAACUCGAACGACCCAUCUGUGCAUUCGAGUCGACCCGCUUCACAGCCAGCUGAGCCUGAAGUCGACCCGAGUGUAGCUGCCCCUGGUCUGGUCAAUGGAUCUUCCUCCAGCAACGGAUCUUCUGCUUCCAACAACGGAUCCACCUCGUCUGGCUCUGCCUCCGCCCCGUCCAGCAACAUCUCUGAGGAGUGGGGAACCAGUUUUGCAGGACUUGGCGAACGCUCCUUUAGCCGGGAGGCGAUCGAGGUGCUCAUGGCACCAGUCAACGAAGCUGACGUAGAGAUCAAGCCGGACGGACUGAUCUACCUGCCGGAGAUCAAGUAUCGUCGCAUUCUCAACCGGGCCUUUGGGCCGGGAGGAUGGGGGAUGGCGCCUCGCAGCGAGACCAAUGUCGGUCAGGGCAUUGUGAGCCGUGAAUGGGUGCUCAUCUGCCAAGGACGGUUUGUCGCCACGGCCAGAGGCGAGCAAGAGUUCUUCAAACCAUCCGGAGUGCCUACUGCGUCCGAGGGGGCCAAGUCGAAUGCGCUGAUGCGAUGCUGCAAGGAUUUGGGAGUCUCUUCGGAGCUGUGGGACCCUCGCUUCAUUCGACAGUUUCGUAAGAAGCACUGCAUUGAGGUAUGGGCGCAGGAUACGGCUGGUAAAAAGAAGAAGCUGUGGCGUCGCAAGGAUGACCCGCCCUUUGAGUAUCCUUGGAAGGAGACUGGUACUGCUUGA
Molecule: messenger RNA, 1311 nt
Organism: Sporisorium graminicola
Lineage: Eukaryota; Fungi; Basidiomycota; Ustilaginomycetes; Ustilaginales; Ustilaginaceae
Exons: 1
Coding region: 1-1311 (436 amino acids)
Biological process (GO): recombinational repair; interstrand cross-link repair
Cellular component (GO): mitochondrial chromosome; mitochondrial nucleoid
Molecular function (GO): single-stranded DNA binding
Source: RefSeq, a predicted model, not a curated record